Messenger RNA from Pseudonaja textilis, 1333 nucleotides. RefSeq names its product Rab interacting lysosomal protein like 2 (gene RILPL2). The record is from RefSeq and is a predicted model, not a curated record. Gene Ontology annotation, biological process: cilium assembly. Gene Ontology annotation, cellular component: ciliary basal body; cytoplasm. Gene Ontology annotation, molecular function: protein dimerization activity; small GTPase binding; dynein light intermediate chain binding. NCBI's taxonomy places the organism in Eukaryota, Metazoa, Chordata, Lepidosauria, Squamata, Elapidae.
UCGGCUUUCUCCACGCCUUCCCCACCAUCUCCAUGGUUACAUCUCUCCCCCACUCUUUUGCUUUCACACACACACACACACACCCCUUCCACCCUCCUGCCCGCCUGCCCGCUUUUGAUUGGACUCUGCAAGCUCUCAAGAGCAGUUUGGAGAGGUUUGGCCCGAGCUGAAACUUUGAAGAAAGAAGGAAGCGUUUUCCCAUCAUGUCUCAGUGGGGCCUCUUUUUGUGACCCUUUCCAGGAUGCAAGCCCAGCCGCAGCACUGUGAAGGAGAGGAGGAGGAGGAAGAGGAAGAAGGAGGAGGAAGAGGAGGAAGCAACCACAGCGCAUCAGAGGGUCCUUUCGGCAAAAGCCCCUUCCAUCUGACGGCCGAAGAUGUCUACGACAUCUCCUACAUCCUGGGAAGGGAGCUGCACACCCUCGGCACCGAACCCCAGGCAGAGAUGCCCGCCAGGGUAGCCCGCUUGCAGUUCAGGGUGGUCAGCAUUCUGGAGAUGUUGGAAGCGCUGGUGAGCGAGAGCCACCUGGCCAUGGAAGCCCUCAAGCUGGAAAGGGACAGUUUGAAAAGGGAGCUGGAGGAUCUGCGGCAGCAGGUGACAUCUGGCACCGCCGGAGAGGUCAAUCCGGGCCCCAACAAAAUGAUUGUGGACCUCACGGACGUGAACCGUCCCCGUUUCACGCUACAGGAGCUCAAAGAUGUUCUUCAGGAGCGCAAUCACCUAAAAGCCCAGCUUCUCUUUGCUCAGGAAGAGUUGGAGGGUUACAAGAGUGGUUAUAUUUCUCAGAAGCAGGAAAAGGACAGUCCCACGCAAAGAGAAACGACGGUGGGCACGCCCUCUGGCUCUGCUCGAUUUAAAGAGAAAACUACAAUCAAGCAAUGGUUUGCCUUUAAAAAGUUACGAUGAACUAUGUCUGCCCUGGGAUGUCCCAAACUGGAAAGUCAAAUUUUAAAAACUGGGGUUGCAAUACUUGAAGACUGUUUCGCGAUUCGUUGCGGCUGGUGGAGGCUUCAACCUCUGGUUUUAUCCCAAUCGGUUAUCUUCUUGUUGGCAUAAAGCUUUUUCAACCUGUGGCUUUCUCCAAAUCUACGGGACUUUUAAGGUGGAUGUUCUGAUAAUACUUUUGCCACGUUAAAUUUUUACUGGAAAUGUUUAUAUGUCUGCAGCCAGCAGAAUAAAGUGUCACAGAGUUUCUAGAAUCCUUGAAAUGAUCUUUGCAAACAUGACUUCCCGAGUUUUGUUUCUUUUUUCCCAGUUAAAUUUUAAUUUGAAAUGCACCUCAUAUAAUAGAAAUUAAAGAACUGUUCGCUCUUGUCUAUCCAGAGCUUUCAGUCC